Messenger RNA from Striga asiatica, 1533 nucleotides. NCBI's taxonomy places the organism in Eukaryota, Viridiplantae, Streptophyta, Magnoliopsida, Lamiales, Orobanchaceae. The record is from the annotation of a GenBank genome assembly.
AUACCAUUAAAACAUCUUACAUAGAUAAAAGAAACAUUCAGUGUAGCUGUAAUGAUUUUCAUUUCUUUUUCCUUUGCACUAGUGAAAAAUAAUCACUGCUAAAAAAAAAAAACAAUCCCAAUCAAAACAUUUUCUAGCAUAUUGCCCAGAUUUCUCCACGUCUAUAAAAGUGAUGAAAAUGCUCGUCUUCUAAAAUAUGAGAGGAAACCUGAAGAAAACUGAACCCAACCUUUCUUCAACUUCCCCUAGAGUGUUUUUUUUCUUCACCCGAUGGCACUUUUCUUCAAAGCGCAUCAAGUAUCGCUGCUAUUAAUAGCAAUCCUAACCGUUUCUGGUUUUUUCGGACCGAGGGUACAAGCCUUUAAAGCGCCCUUUCGGGCCAGAGACAUCUUGCCCCUGCUCCCCAGGCAGGUUUCGUGGCCAAUCUUGAACGCCCUGAACAACGCGGCGGAUUUAUUGCCAUCUUUUGUGGGGGCCGCCACCGCUACUAACGGUCCCACCACUUUGCACUGGAAAGGAGCUUGCUUCUACAAUAACACUGCUUGGCUGGAGUUCCACAAUAAAUCUGAGAGUGAAUUUGGGGGCGGUACUCUUCAUAUCAAGGUGAGUAACGCACAUAGUUGGACAUGUAUGGACCUCUAUGUAUUUGCAACUCCAUUUCGUGUGACAUGGGACUAUUACCUUCUGUCUCGCGAACACACCCUCGAAUUUAAGGAGUGGGAGUCACAAGCUGAAUUUGAAUACGUAAAAAAUCGGGGGGUCUCGAUUUUUCUCAUGCAAGCGGGAAUGCUGGGAACCCUUCAGGCUCUGUGGGAAGUUUUCCCUCUAUUCACAAACACUGUAUGGGGCGAAAAUUCGAAUCUUGCAUUUCUCAAAAAGCACAUGGGUGCUUCUUUUGAAGAACGGCCUCAGCCUUGGGUCACAAAUGUUACUGUUGACGAAAUCCACUCUGGCGAUUUUCUUGCACUGUCGAAAAUACGAGGUCGUUGGGGUGGUUUCGAGACAUUAGAGAAGUGGGUUACCGGUUCUUAUGCAGGCCACUCGGCUGUCUGCCUAAGGGACUCGGAGGGCAAGCUUUGGGUUGCCGAAUCAGGACAUGAAGAUGAGAAGGUGACGAACUUUACUCUUUCGGAAGUUCUUGUGGAAGUUGAGAAGCGUGGGUCGUCUUUCGGUGAAUUGUUGGCUAUUCCUGAACGAGACAAUUGGGUAUAUGCUGAUGGGAAAUCAACAUCUUGUGUUGCUUUUGUCUUUGAAUUGUACAAGGAAGCUGGAUUGUUUGGUGAGCUUGCAAACUCUAUUCAGGUCACAGAGUUCACGAUAAAGGAUGCUUACUCUCUUAAGUUGUUUGAAAACAACUCGAGCCGUUUGCCCACAUGGUGCAAUGAUGCAGACACAGUAAAACUGCCAUUCUGCCAAAUUCGAGGGAAGUAUAGGAUGGAAUUACCUGGAUACAACACCAUGGACCCUUAUCCUCACAUGAAUGAGAAAUGCCCUUCUCUACCGCCCAAAUAUUAUAGAACACCUGCCUGCUGA